Sinocyclocheilus anshuiensis is the source of this 2342-nucleotide messenger RNA. Its product is annotated as adhesion G protein-coupled receptor L1-like. The record is from RefSeq and is a predicted model, not a curated record. Gene Ontology annotation, cellular component: membrane. Gene Ontology annotation, biological process: G protein-coupled receptor signaling pathway. Lineage: Eukaryota; Metazoa; Chordata; Actinopteri; Cypriniformes; Cyprinidae. The transcript has 5 exons. Gene Ontology annotation, molecular function: G protein-coupled receptor activity. Bases 30 to 1085 code for a protein of 351 amino acids.
UCAGCAAACUGGCAAGACGUAUCAGGAGGAUGUGGAACGACACUGUUCGACGGCAGACAGAAUCGUCCUUCAUGGCAGCUGAGAUCAACAACACACCCACACUCACCCGAGGCACUAUGGGUAAUCACCUCCUAGCCAAUCCAAUGCUACAGACCCGCUCUGGCUCCUCCCCUUACAACACCCUAUUGGCUGAAACAUUCAACCCCCCCUCACCAGCAGUUUUCAACGCCACUGGCACGUUCAGAAACUCAAAGGGCACACUAUCGCGCAGCCGUGAGUCGUGUGGGCUGGAGGGAGUCCGGCAUAACGGAAAUUACAACAACAGCUACUCGCUUCACGGCGGGAGUUCGGAUCUGCUGGGGGGCGUUCCUGUGGGAUCCGGGGGCGUGUCCGGAGAAGUCAGCCCCGCCCUUUUGACGCCAAGAGGGGCAGAGUCUGCUGGCUGUUUGAGGCGGAACCUUUCCGACGCGGCGGCAUUGGAGAAGAUGAUCAUAUCCGAGCUGGUUCAGAGCAACCUGCGGCCUUCCACCGAUCGCUACGGCAAUGGACCGAAUUCCACGAUGCACCGGCAGGACUACACCACGUCGACAAGUCACCGAGAGCCUCCGCAACGGCCCUUGCCCCGCCCACCUCCGCCGCCUCCGCAGGACGAGGAGGAGCUGCUGUACAAAGCGCUGGAAAAGCCACGCCUUCCAGACAAGCCCCGCCUACCCGAUAAACCCCGCCUGCCGGAUAAGCCCCGCCUCCUGGAGCACGCCCAGUCUGUGUUCUACCAGAGCGAGGAGGACUCGGAGAGCUUCUCGGCCGAAAUCACGGACGGUGUGGGCGGGGCCGGACCGGACUCUGCCUCCCUGUACGCGCGGGAUCGUGAUUCGUCUUAUCCCGACAGCAGUCCCGAGGCACUGGGGGCGGAGCCUCAUCCCACCCUUCCACCGGAUGAGCUGUACUUCAGCGCAGGACGCCAAGCGCACAUCUCGGCCUUUUACCAGCCUCCGCCUCGCAGGACCAACGACGAGGCUCGGCCGGGACUGCAGCCCUCGCAGGGUGAAGGCGACGGACAGAUGCAACUGGUGACGAGUCUGUGACUAGGGCGCUGGUGACCAGGACACGUAGAUCUGGAGGAGGACAAUGAGGGUGGACGUCUUCAGCAUCACCAUCAUCAUCAUCGCAAUUAGCGUCUGGGCGAAUCUCAUGCGUCUGGUUUGUAGGUCACCCCAAAAUCUCAAGUAGGACUUGAUCUGAGUUCUGAUUUCACUUGUUUUUGUAGUGAAAUAUGAGCCGGACGUGUUUCCGUGAGAUUCUCGCAUUAGUAUGAAGCUACUUUCAGUGUAUCGUGUGUCCUGGGAUCUCCCAGAAGGAGCGGUGCGCUGAAAGCCUUGGGAGAUUACUGUUGAGAUGAUGAUGAUGAUGAUGAUGGCAAUGCUGGCUUCCUCCUCCACGUCUCUGUCUCCUGGUCACCCGAACACCCACCCUGCUCAUCUCACUGCCAUCCAAGCACAUCUGUUUGUCCUUUCUGAGAAGAAAUCUUCUUAUCGGGUAGUUUUUCCUCCAUUCGUCCAUCCUCCAUCUCUUCCCUGCUGAGAAAACCAGUUUAAACCAUCCUGAGGUGGAUAUCUGGUCUCCUGGCCUGGCCCAACUGGUCCGUUUUGCUGGUUUUGGGUGGGAGACCAUCUGAAAACCACCUUAGGCUGGUUGAAGCUGGUUUUCCAGUGGGAUUUCUUUCAUUCAGGGUGGUGUGGUGUAUGAGUGUCAGACCUUUAUCAGAAUGUGAUAACACUUACACCAGAGACCGCAGCUCUUAUACAUGCCAAAAAAAGAAAAAAAUCACACAUUUACACUCUUGGGGAGCAGCUACUGUCGGGAUCACGCUCUCACCAUCAUAGAGGUCAAAGGUUAAGAGUCACAGGUUCAACAUGUCAAGCAAAUCAACUAGACUGUUGUUUUUGAGCAGCGUGGUGGAUAAAAGAACAAAAACUUGCUUUUGUGCAACCUGUCUGGACGCAACCCAAUCAUCUGCUUUAGUGUUCAAAACACUGACCAAUCAUGUUGUUGGGUUUGGAGAACGCUGACAAUGCUCCGCCCCCUUCCUGUGUUUAAGUAGGUUGAUCGAGGACGUGACGUUUAACGGUGGGCUUUUAACAGCAACUUCCUGUAAAUAAGAACUGAGAGACAUAAUGUCUCUGGACAUGCUUCUCUUUCACUUACGAGUUUAUGGUUGAAAAAAGUCUUAAAGAAUAUGUAGAUGAACUGAUGACACUGUCUCCUCUUUCGGUCUUUUUCUCACUGUGUCUCUUUCGGUCUUUCUCUCUCUCUGAGAGUGGUUCAUGUAAAAAGAUAAGAAA